Messenger RNA from Perca fluviatilis (European perch), 831 nucleotides. Its product is annotated as erythroblast NAD(P)(+)--arginine ADP-ribosyltransferase-like. Gene Ontology annotation, molecular function: NAD+-protein-arginine ADP-ribosyltransferase activity; NAD+ poly-ADP-ribosyltransferase activity. Lineage: Eukaryota; Metazoa; Chordata; Actinopteri; Perciformes; Percidae. The transcript is spliced from 3 exons. The record is from RefSeq and is a predicted model, not a curated record. The coding region runs from base 124 to 831 and encodes 235 amino acids.
AACAGAUGGGUGUACCGGCUCCGACUAUUUGUCUGUUGCUAGGGAAACUUAGUCUCUGCUUUGUGAUCCCACAGAUCUGCAAUCCUUUUCACAGCUCUCAACUACUAAGUGACAAGCACAAACAUGCUGGACAUGGCCUCAGAUGCUGUAGAUGACCUGUAUGAUGGAUGCCGUGAAGAGGCCAUGGAGAAGUUUAUCAAUCUAGGCCUCUUAGAAAAAGAGCUAAACGGCAGUGAGGGAUUCUGGAAGGCAUGGAGUGCAAAUACCCAGUGUUCAAAGCUGAUCCCUGGAGGAACAAAAGAACAUACUGCUGCACUUUUGGCAUAUGCUAGCGAUGCAGAUUUUGCAAAGACCUUUGACGAUGCAGUUGAGACAAUGGGCGGAAAUGUUAGCACCUAUGAAAACCACUUCCAAUUCAAGUCCCUUCACUUCCUGCUCAUGGAUUCAAUGUUGCUGCAGAAUCCAAAGAAAGACUACGAGACUGUAUAUGUUCUCCAAGAAGAAUACACAGCACAAAAGGGCUCAAAGGUGAGAUUUGGAAGGUUCACCAAAGUUCACACAAGCUCUAGACUGCUUAGGAAAAUGUACGAUUGGGAUGCGAAAGUCUUCCUUAAUAUCACUUCUUGUAUCUUUUUCAACCUGGGAGACGAUAUUUGCAGUGAUGAACAGGAUAUGGCCCUAUUAUCUCCAGCUGAAGUGUUUACUGUGGAGGCAGUAAAUCAAAUAUAUGACGAGAUAAAUGACGCUGAAUACACUGUGAUCGUUUUGAAACACUCGCAACAGGACAGCUCGCACAACUGUUACAGUUUUUCUCGCUUGGCAACACUUUGA